AUGGGCCCGGUGGAAUUCUCCCCUUGGCACCGCUACGAGGCUCGCGCGUUGAAUGAUGUGAAGCAGACAUUCUCCAGCUGGGACAAAUGCAUGCAAAAGGCAUAUUGCAAGUGGCCCGCCAUUAUCGGCAUCGUGAUCGGAGUCCUGGUCGUCGUCGGCAUCGCAUGGUGCAUCAUCGGCUGCCUGUGCUGUGGCUACACAUGCUGUAGGGGCUGCUGCUCCUGCUGUUCCUGCUGCGGCGGCGGCGGUGGUGGUGGACGACAGCGCCAUAAGUACGCCGACCCGCACCCGCCCGCGACCUACCAGCAGCCGCCGCCCAACCUGGGAUACCAGCCCGCCGCGCCGCCAGUGUACGAGCGGUCCACGCCGCAGUACUCCAGCCCGGUGCCGCAGUACGCCCAGUUCGACACGCCGUCGCACAAGCCCGCGCACGAGGAUGCGCUGCCGCCCAUGCCCAGCUGGCAGAACGCGGUGACGCGCCGAGUCGAAGACCCCUCGCAGGACGUCGAGAUGCACAACCUCCACCCGACCACGGGCCAGACGCUGGGCACGACCACGCGCUCCCGCAGCGGCUACUACGAAGUCCCGUCGCAGCCCAGCUCGCCGCGCUUCGCCCCCGACCCGUACAGCGCCGGUGCCGCCCGCACCAAUCAGAAUCACCACCCAUACGCGGAGCAGCCGCCGUACGCGCGGUCGCCCAACGCGUCGCCGUCGCCGUCGCUGCAGCAGGCCUACUCGCCGUACUCGGCUGCGGGGCGGCAGUCGCCGUACUCGGCUGCGGGGCGGCAGUCGCCGGGCUACGCUGCCUACUCCCCAUCGGUCCCGUCGUCCCCGCCGCCGCCGUUCUCGCCCACUGCACCCGGGCGGCAGACGCCGGGGCUGCUGCAGGCGGGGCGGAAGCCGGUUGAGAAUUCGUGGAAAGAGGUGUAG
Messenger RNA from Uncinocarpus reesii 1704, 930 nucleotides. RefSeq lists its product as uncharacterized. The coding region runs from base 1 to 930 and encodes 309 amino acids. Gene Ontology annotation, cellular component: plasma membrane; cellular bud neck. The record is from RefSeq and is a predicted model, not a curated record. Lineage: Eukaryota; Fungi; Ascomycota; Eurotiomycetes; Onygenales; Onygenaceae. The transcript has 2 exons.